Pocillopora verrucosa is the source of this 2406-nucleotide messenger RNA. RefSeq names its product splicing factor U2AF 50 kDa subunit-like. The record is from RefSeq and is a predicted model, not a curated record. Gene Ontology annotation, biological process: mRNA processing. Lineage: Eukaryota; Metazoa; Cnidaria; Anthozoa; Scleractinia; Pocilloporidae. Gene Ontology annotation, cellular component: nucleus; U2AF complex; nuclear speck. Gene Ontology annotation, molecular function: poly-pyrimidine tract binding; pre-mRNA 3'-splice site binding.
GACUUAGAGAACUGUCGUCCAUGCUUGUUUAGCGUUAGUAGAGAAAGUGGUUAAGUUUUCAGACAAAUAUGGCAGCAGUAGACGGCGCUGGGUUCAAUUUGGAUGAGGACGUUGGUGCUAAAAUAAGUGGAUUUCGCAAGGAAUACGACAAUGACCGCGAUGGCCGAGAAGAUUACGGUGACCGCUCAAGAGAUAGAGGUGAUAGAGGCAGAGAUCGACGGCGCAGGUCCAGGUCAAGAUCAAGAAGUCCUAACAGAGACAGAAGAAACUUUGGUGGUGGAAGGGACAGAUAUCGAGGGGGAAACAGGUCCCCCUCACCACCACGGAGAAGGAGAAAGAGGGAAAGCUUAUGGGACAGGCCUCCAAUUGGAUAUGAGCAUUUGACACCUGCACAGUACAAGGCUAUGAGAGCUGCUGGUCAGAUACCAGUCAAUGCAGGUGGUCCAGUCCCAGGGGGCACCGUAAGCAGUUUGCCACAAGGAAGUCAGAUGACAAGACAGGCUCGUAGAUUAUAUGUUGGAAACAUUCCUUUUGGUAUAACAGAGAACCUGAUGAUAGAAUUCUUCAAUGCCAAAAUGCAAGAGGCCAAGUUAAACACAGCACCAGGAAACCCUGUCAUUGCUGCACAGAUCAACUUGGAGCAAAAUUUUGCCUUUAUUGAGCUUCGUUCAGUUGAAGAGACCACUCAAGCUAUGGCUUUUGAUGGAAUUAUUUUAGAGGGCCAAUCAUUGAAAAUUAGAAGGCCUAAGGAUUACCAACCUAUUCCAGGAAUGUCAGAAACAGCCACAAUUCAUGUGCCAGGUGUUGUUUCAACUGUUGUGCCUGACUCUCCACACAAGAUUUUCAUUGGAGGUUUGCCAAACUACCUUAAUGAAGAUCAGGUUAAGGAGCUGUUGGCAUCAUUUGGUGAGCUCAAAGCCUUUAAUCUUGUGAAAGACAGUGCAACAGGCCUCUCAAAGGGUUAUGCUUUCUGUGAAUAUGUGGAUCUGAACAUUACAGAUGUGGCUAUCACUGGACUCAAUGGCAUGCAGCUCGGAGAGAAGAAGUUAAUUGUUCAGAGAGCAAGUGUGGGAGCCAAGACCAACAUGAAUAAUCCUGAUGCAAUAAACAUGAUUCCAGCCCAGAUGCAAAUACCUGGUCUUGACCUGUCAGCCAAUCUACACAACAGUGCUACAGAAGUUCUGUGUCUAAUGAACAUGUUGGACAUAGAAGAACUCAUGGAUGACGAGGAAUAUGAAGAAAUUUACGAAGAUGUUCGCGCAGAAUGUUCAAAGUAUGGCACAGUCGUCAGCCUUGAAAUACCAAGACCUGUGGAAGGUUUUGAACCACCUGGCUGUGGGAAGAUAUUUGUGGAAUUCGGGUCAUCAGACGACUCUAAGAGCGCUGCCCAGGCCCUGGCCGGCCGCAAGUUUGCUAACCGAGUGGUGGUGACGUCAUUCUACGCUCCAGAAAUGUAUCAUAGGAAGGAGUUCCAUUAGUUGAUGACGUCAUACUGCCGUUUAAAGCUGAACCGACAGUUCAACACCCUGUCCCUUUGAUAAUAUGAAGUCUUUUUGUUUUACAACUCUUGUUUUAGAGUGCUUUUCGAUCAAGCUUCUUAGAGCCAAAAACCAAACUACAACAGCCUAUCCGAACAUUCAUUAAGGUAAAUACUCGAAUAAGCCAAUGAGAUUUUCCACGUAAUACAUUUAACUGGCUUUUGACGCCGAAAAAUGAGAAAUAUCGAGUUGUAGCGGGUUUUAGUUUUACAUCUGAUCGAUGUGCAUUCAGGAACACAUUUGUUUGCUUAAGUUUGAAGAGAAUAAUACAACACUUUCAAGAAAGAGAAAAGUUCAAGGCUGAGAAGUUGAACUUCGACAGAUGCAAUUUUGUAUAGGAAUGCGAUCGAUGGCUUUUUUAAAAAAAAAAAUUCUUGCAGUUCAAUCGGCGAAGUAGCAGAUUAACGAAGCUAGAGUUCGGAAAGUGCUAUUGACUUUCUACAAGUGAGUUACGUUUUUCUUUAGAAAGCGCUAUCUUCUAGUUUCUUUUGCAGACGUUUUCUUUAUAAUUUAAUGGCCACCCCCGUGAAGUUUUUAUAACUGACAUCUACUGAAGCUCAGCAAGAAGUAGCGAAACCUAAGCAAGCGGAUGGUUCAUAUGUUCCUGAAGCAUGUUACGAUGUGUCGUAUGAUCAUGUUUUUAACUCGUAUGCUGAUUUGUUGAUGUGCUUGGAAAUACAACAUCACAAAAGUGUUUUUCCUUUGUUCUAACCUGCUCCUUUAUAUUAACUGUGAAGGUGGUCUUGAUAGAGCCUGCCUGUUGGUUAUGGGUGACUGACUGGCUGACUGAUGUUGAGAACGCCAUCACCAACCCUGAAUUUUCAAAGUCGUCGUUUUUUAGUUCUUGUCUUAAACUCGGUUACCUUCA